ACGUAUACAAAUACACUAACAACAUACCAUACUAACUAGGCCUAGUAGGACUACUACUACCAUUCAUGAAAACAACGGGUGUGUUUAACCUGGUGUAACUUUAAUUUCAUUUGAAAGAUCAGUUUAAAUAGGUAAAGGAUAAUAGAUCAUGAUAUUGUUAUCUUUAAAAUUGCAUGUCAUCUGACUUGUUAAUAAUUAUAAUAAAUAUUUCUUGUGAAAAGUUUGGGUCUAGGAGGCUAGGCCCCCAGGCUAGGCUAGCUAUGCUGCUAGCCUAACUACCUACUGUGUACGUGAAGGCUAGAGAGAUGACGCGGACGAAGUGUUCGAUUCAGCGUACGGAUAUGACAGUUGACAAGUCAGCUUUGUUGUUCACUUGUAGUGUUGAUUAUGACAGCUGGGGGCAUAGACUAAUAUGUGGACUUCGAACAUGUAGUAAAUCAUUGUUCUUAGUACCUAUUAUUAUUCACUUUACUUCCAAGAGACUCAUUCGUUAUUUUGUAGUAUUGUAUUUUUUGGCCAACUUAAAUAAGGUCAAUUCAAGUCUAGUACCACCAAAAUUGUCUGAGAACUCUGUCAGUUCAGGGACAGCAAUAGGCCAAGGCUUAGGCCUAUACCAACAAUUUCGACAGAGUGAUGAAAAAAUAUUAUUUAGAAGGUUGAGUAGACAUAAGAGAACAACAAAUAAUGGACGAUGUGAUCGCAGCACUGUACAGCAGUAUUUAUCAUCGUGCCAGCCUUGUGAUACUAAUCUGGUUGAGCCAUGCGAGAAUGGUUUUACACUAGCAGUUCAGAAUGGAUCCUUAACUUGUACAUUUGAGGCUGAUGGUUACGGUAAGCUUGAGGGAUGCCAAUUCUGGUGUGAAAAACCUGUCAACCUUAUCAGCUGUUGUCCUGGAUUUUAUAAAACAGGAACACUCUGUUCAGAAUGUCCUGGUGGUUAUAGUUCACCAUGUAAUAACCGAGGUACAUGUCAUCCUGAUGCUGGUAUUUGUGAUUGCCAUGGAAACUUCAAUGGGUUUGCAUGUGAAGAGUGUUCCAAUGGGUACUAUGGAGAUAGUUGUGCUAGAAGAAAUUGUAGGCCAGAUGCCAACACUAUUUGAGCACCUGUGAAUCAUGUACUGUACCUGCUAACCACUGCCUGUCGGUGGUCUCAAAUGGCAGGUGAACGGCGCGAUAGUGUUGGUUCCUCUGCGUUAGUCUGUUUCGGUUCUUUGUUUUAGCAUGGUUUGCUUAGUUAACCUACUAAAAUAGAUUUUGAUUUUUUAAUUUUCU
This is a messenger RNA of Anneissia japonica, 1272 nucleotides long. Its product is annotated as protein draper-like. The record is from RefSeq and is a predicted model, not a curated record. The coding region runs from base 306 to 1100 and encodes 264 amino acids. NCBI's taxonomy places the organism in Eukaryota, Metazoa, Echinodermata, Crinoidea, Comatulida, Comatulidae. The transcript has 3 exons.